GAGAGGGAGCAGGAGCCAGAGUCGCGGACGGAAGGCGAGAGGAAGAGAGCGUGCAGUUGCAGUCGGCGACGAAGGGCAAUAAAGGGAGAGAGCGAGAGGGGAGCGAGAGAGAGAGAGAGAGAGCGCGAGAGAGAUAGGUGAAGAGAUUUAGAAGAGUAGCCGCUAUGGAGGUUCAGAGCGACUGCAGCGAGCCUCCUCCGUGCGAGCCUCAGCCAUCCGGGAAGAUCGGCAAAGCCGCCUUCAAGCUGUUCGGCAAGCGUAGGUCUGCCGGCAGCAUGCCGAGCAUCUUCACAGUCAAGAACAAAAGAGAGUCAGGGGGCACAGCCAGCAGCAAGCAGCCGGCCAGGAGCCGGACCCACGACGGCCUGGCGGCGGACGCGGCAGGCGAGCCACAGGGCUGCGGGAGGGGCGAGUCGUCCAGCAGCGGCGCGGCGGAGGGGAUCCCCACGGGAUCAGUGUGCAGUGCCAUCUCCAAGUCCUUCAGCUUUCUGUCCCUGCUGCGGAGGAACAGCGCCCGCUUCGGGGAGGGUACCGCCACGCUGGGGCAGCGCGGGCGUGGGCUAAAGGGGCUGUUUGGCAGCAUGCGCUGGCGCCGCAAGCCACCGCCGAGGGACGACUCCGCCGAUCUCCAGGAGGUGGCUAAGGAGGCGCGGGAAGACGAGCCGCUGCCGUCCAGGAGCUCUGACAGCGGGGAGUCCUCGAAGGGGGAGGUGGCACUCACACUGGAGCCCUCGCCUCGGACGUUCCAGGAGCGUCCCACCCUGGAAGGGAGCUGGAAGGAGGGCUCUUUGCAGGAGUCACUGGGGAGCGGAGGAGCAGGUGGGCAGAGCUCGCCUUCUCUGGUGAAGGAAGUUACCGAGGACUCUCCAGCUCCAUCCCUGCACGGGGUUCCGACGGAGGGCUGCCUCCUGACGUCUGCGCCGGCCGCCGUCGCCGCCCAGCCGCCGGAGCACGACCCGGCCGAGCCGCCGUCUGAGCCGUGCGUGGAGCGCCUCUGUUCCAUGUUCACCGAUGUCACCUCGCUGAAGAGCUUCGAUUCGCUGACAGGCUGCGGCGACAUCAUUGCAGAACCGGAAGAGGACUCGGGCAACGGGGCCAGCGCCACCAGCAGCGGCACGGGAAGCAGCAGCGGGGGCUGCGCGGGACGCAGGGUGAGUGGGGCCGCCGCUGAGCGGUGCUCCCCGGCCAAACCGCCCCUUCCCCCUCAGGUGGUGGGCCUGACCUCCAUCUCGCCCUACAUACCGUCCCACCACCGACCGUGUCUGUCCCCUAAAAAGCCUCAGGGCAGUGGGAUAGUUGCCUACAUGGGUGGGGGAGAGGAGAUGGCCAGUCCGGAAGGUGUGGAUGAUGCAGACAUGCAAGGGCUUUGGCACAUGCUCCCCCAGAAGGGCGAGGACUCUCCCAGCCUGGCUCGGCAGGACAGGAGGACUCCCCAGGUGAAGGGGCUGGGGCUUAGUAAGAUCCCCGUGUGUGGAAGCAGCAAGGCAGGGAAGCAGCUGCCUGCUCGCCCCUCUCCCCCACCCAUCGACAAAGAGCUCCAGGACGCCCCACCCAGCGACGAGGGCUACUGGGACUCGCCCACUCCCGGACCAGAGGACGAGGACAGCGGCUUCGUGCGGCGGGACGGCCUGCCGAGGGACAGCUGUUCCGGGGACGCGCUUUACGACCUCUACGACCUGGACAGCCCCGGCGCCGUCGGCUCAGACGACGAUGACCUGAGCUCUCUGACGCCUUCCACGGGUGACCUGAGAAUGAGCCCGCCUGCGCGGAACCCUUCGUCCUCCUCCUCUUCUUCAUUCCGCUCCAUAAAGGGCAGCACCAGUCUCCCUCGAGACUCAAAGAUUCCCAUCAGUGUGAGGCAGACGCCGCCAUCCCACUCCUCCAGCCAGGGAGCACUGUCCACCCCUGUGAGCCCCACCUCACACAAGCUUGCCACAAAGACCGGUGCUCCAGCUCGCACACGAAUCCCCAUCUCCAAGGUCCCUGUCCGUCGCUCAGGCAACAAAAACAUCAACGCGAAGUGAAACAGGAAGUGAAAUUCGAGGCCACCAAUAAAAUGCUUUAGAUAAUAUAGACCCAUCACUGAAAGCUUUAGGCCAAAAUGAGCAUUUUUGAUUUCACUGACAAUUUUGACUUCAGUGGGUCACAAAGUCCUGUAGGACGCUGCACCUUUAUGGAGAUCCCUGUUUCUUUUUGUAUCGUUACAACUAAUAUCUUGUAAUAUGUCAUAUAUGACAUGUAAUUUAAUUAGCACAUAUUUAGGAGGCCCUGCUGUAUGUAACGUUUUGAAUCUUUAAGAAUCUAAGAUCUUUUGAUUUCUAUACCAUGCCUGCCAAGUCGCGAAAGGAUUAAAUGUUUUCACCUUGCAACAUAUGCAGGAUACAGAAGCACUGAAUCUAAGAAUCUUCCUCAUUAAAAGACUCUCAUCUGGACACAGUUCCCCAGAGGACCUCUUCCUGGUCAAAUCAGCGACCAGUUGAGCCUUUGCCUCUGACACACUAAAAACAAACAAAAAAACAAAAACCCACCCCUGUGCACUCUGGGAAACAUCAUCUCUCUGGGAUUUACAAAACAACAACAAAAAAUUGGAAACCUGAACUGGGCUUUGUGUGGGUCUUCAUUCCUCAGGCAGGAUCAGGGAACUCAAUAUUUGUCUGAGACACUUUUCUUACUGCUUGAUGUGACGUCUUGCAAGAAACAAAUUAUUUCCCGAGGAACAAAGUUUUUUAUACUGAGCUCCUCCUCGAAGUUUUCUUCCUCUUUUUUAAGAAGACAAGCCUCACUGUGGAUAUGUGCACUGCUAGUUGACAUUUCUGUGGGGGGGGGGAAAAAACCCUGCAAAAAAACUAAACAACCCCAACAAUAAGAAAGUAAGCAAAAAGAAAAAAUAAAUCAGGGUGAGGAAUGGUCCCGUUUCAAGCACCUUCCACAGCCCCCAGGGGUCCCGACCGCCCUGGAUACGUGAAUGCAGCGCGGCAUCUUUCUACACGUACAUGGGUCCAGGUGCCCUGACCGACCGGCGCCGGGGAAGCCGGUCUGGGAUAAAAGUCAACUGUCUUCCACUCCACAGCCGUCCCAGGCUCCUGGACAAGUCCUACUUUUGUACUUUUUAGGGGUGAUUUGGUGUGUGUGUGUGUGUGUGUGUGUGUGUGUGUGUGUGUGUGUGUGUGCGUGUGUGUUUCUGAAAUGUGUUUCACUGCUCGGUCUCAAUUAUAUGAUGUAAAUUUUUUCUGCCUGUUUUCUUUUUUUUUUUUUUGCCUUUUUCAUUCAUUUCUCAAUAAAACCACGCUGUGUGAACACUGA
Electrophorus electricus (electric eel) is the source of this 3303-nucleotide messenger RNA. RefSeq names its product APC membrane recruitment protein 2 (gene amer2). Gene Ontology annotation, molecular function: beta-catenin binding; phosphatidylinositol-4,5-bisphosphate binding. Gene Ontology annotation, biological process: regulation of canonical Wnt signaling pathway. Gene Ontology annotation, cellular component: plasma membrane. NCBI's taxonomy places the organism in Eukaryota, Metazoa, Chordata, Actinopteri, Gymnotiformes, Gymnotidae. The record is from RefSeq and is a predicted model, not a curated record.